AUGAAUCUCGCCCUAAUCGACCCUUUCGUCCUCGCGCAAGACUAUCCAGAUGCCCUGACAGGCAACCUACGCAGUGGACAUGCUACAUGUUUAAGAUUCAAUCGUAAGGGUGACUUCCUGGCCUCUGGACGGGUAGAUGGCACCGUCGUUGUAUUCGACGUGGAGACCAAUGGUGUAGCACGAAAGCUACGGGGGCACAGCAAACAGAUUCAAUCACUAAGCUGGUCAAGAGACGGUAGAUAUUUGCUCAGUUCCUCGCAAGACUGGAAGUGUGUGUUGUGGGAUAUGAAAGAUGGCACCCGCGUGCGAACUGUCAGAUUCGAAGCCCCCGUAUACAUUGCAGAACUCCACCCAUUUAACCACUGGCUCUUUGUCGCAUCGCUAUUUGAAGAGCAGCCAGUUCUCGUCGAUAUAUCCUCUCCACGGCCAGUUAAGCGCAUCCUACCAUCCGCUCCCCUUCGACCCCAGCUCUCCGAAGACUCAAACCCAGCAGUGGCCGCAAAACAAGCCGCACAGGACGCGAAACAUUCAACCUGUGUUACUAUCUUCACCGCAUUAGGUAACCACAUUAUCUCAGGCACCUCCAAGGGCUGGAUCAACAUCAUCGAAACUCAAACGUGCACCACAAUUCACUCAACCAGGCUUUGUAACGGUGUCAUUAUCCUCCUCCGCCUUGCCAAUAACGGCCGUGAUCUGCUCGUUAACAGCUCCGACCGCGUUAUCCGCACAAUAAUCAUGCCCGACCUGUCCCAGCUAGGCGUCAGCCUCGAUCCCUCCGCCAUAAAACUCGAGGUUGAACACAAAUUCCAAGACGUAGUCAACCGCCUUAGCUGGAAUCACGUCGCUUUCUCAUGCACGGGGGAAUUCGUCACGGCUUCCACCUUCAUGAACCACGACAUCUACGUCUGGGAACGUAGCCAUGGCUCUCUCGUUAAGAUACUCGAGGGCCCCAAAGAGGAGCUUGGUGUAGUGGAAUGGCACCCCAGCCGUCCAAUGGUGGCAGCCUGCGGUCUCGAGUCCGGAUGUAUAUAUACAUGGUCAAUAGUGAGCCCGCAAAAAUGGUCUGCCCUAGCGCCGGAUUUCGCCGAGGUAGAAGAGAAUGUCGCGUACGUUGAGCGCGAGGAUGAAUAUGACAUCCACCCCGCAGAGGAAGUGCAUCAGCGUCGUCUAGAUUUGGAAGACGAGGAGCCGGAUGUUUUAACCAUUGAGCCGGUUAAGGGCGAAGAAGAGGAAGAUGGGGGUGCAUUACAUGCUUUCCGCAUGCCUGUCUUACUCGAUAUAAGUGAUAGCGAAAGCGAGGAUGACAUUGUAGCUGUGGGGCCUGGUACGAUGCGGAGAAGAAGUCCCGGUGCUUGGAAAGAUUCGGUUAAUAAUAAUACUGGUGGUAGUAAUGGUGGUGAAAAUGGCCUUGCUGCUGUUACGAAUACUGGGGCGGGCCGGGGGGGUCAGAAUAAGGGUCGACGAAAGUAG
Molecule: messenger RNA, 1470 nt
Organism: Paracoccidioides lutzii Pb01
Product: Set1 complex component swd1
Exons: 5
Coding region: 1-1470 (489 amino acids)
Cellular component (GO): Set1C/COMPASS complex
Molecular function (GO): protein binding
Source: RefSeq, a predicted model, not a curated record